This is a messenger RNA of Sugiyamaella lignohabitans, 2322 nucleotides long. RefSeq names its product She4p (gene SHE4). NCBI's taxonomy places the organism in Eukaryota, Fungi, Ascomycota, Dipodascomycetes, Dipodascales, Trichomonascaceae. The record is from RefSeq and is a predicted model, not a curated record. The transcript has a single exon. Bases 1 to 2322 code for a protein of 773 amino acids.
AUGGCAUCAGUUGAUCAGUUGAUAGAAAAAUUCGAUGGUAUUGCGCUGGGUGAUGACAGUGCCGACGAAUUCUUUUUUGAUAUCAAAGAUAACAGUCUAUUCGCGGAUCUGCUGGGGGUCGAGAAAGUGAGAACGAAACUUAUUCGAUGUUUGGUUGAGAAACCAGUUGAAGUUAUCAACUUUUUAGUCUCAUCAGAAGAUGUCGAACUUGUAAAGCUGACGAGAUUGGCCCCAUAUCUUUCGAAAAGUGAACUCAAGUUGGUCCUUGAUGAGGUGCUGGUGACGCUUACAAAAAUUUAUUUUGAGGAGUUCAAAACGGCAGAAGAUAUCAGCAAACAGGAUGCUUACUCAGAGACUUUCUCUCGAUGCCCUUAUUUGUUACGAUUUGUGUUCCAAUCAGUUGGAAAGCUGAUAGGGACAGAUUCAAUGUCAAAUUAUUUUGAGAAGAUUUUAUCAGCCAUCAUCCCUUAUAGCGACAGGAGAUUAAUAAAUAUUCAUGGUGGCUUGUCAAGAGGGGGACAAAAGAUUUCAAUUGCCUCACAGGUUAUCUUAAUCAUUUCAAAAUGUAUUGAAAUCAGUUAUGACGAAACAGAGACUGCACUUAAGAGUUCAAUUCGUGAUGUUCUGGAAAAAGGAGCUGCCACUGGCCUAAAGGUAAGCUACAUAAUCGUGUUUUCAUUGGUAAGCCUUAUGUUUCACAUAAACAUUAGUAUUGCAGAACAGAUCUUUAUGCUCGAUGAUAUCCAGGUGAAGAAAUUGACAGUGGAGCUUCUAAAUUCGCAACAAUUUGUACUAGCAGCGUUGGAUGCACUGUCUAGUGCAUGUGUAAGUAAAUCCAGUAGAGCACUUGUGGCACAGAACUUUGGCCCCCUUAUUAGUAAUGCCUUCGAAUCGACUGAAAAUCAGUCUGUUCAAAUUUUAGCAGCAUCUGUUCUUGUGAAAACAAGUGCCAACUCUGACGGAAAAGAAAGUGAAAAAGUAAAAAUGUUGGACGAAUUCUCGAAAAUCUUUGAAGAGGCUGUUGGAGAAUAUAUUCAGGAUAAAGCUGGGAUUCUAAGAGCUGUUUCUGAUUCGGAUUAUCAGGUUGCACUGGAAGGACUGGCUUACACAUCAUUAUUGACAACAGCAAAAUCUAGGAUUAUUGCCAGUAAGAAUAUCAUGGAUAACUUAGUUGCUACGUUCACCUCGGCUCAUGUUUUUAGUCAACACCCAGUGUGGAUUUACAGUUCCCUAUGCAUACUAGUCAAUAUUACGAACUACAGUCCGAAGCUGUCAGCUGAGCAAGAAAAAUUGAGAGACCUAAAAAGUUACGGCGGGAAGUCCAAUCUAGAAAGUGAGCACGAAUCAGAUAUAGUCGUAAAUCGAAGAAACAAGAUUGUUUUAGAAACUGGGUUGGUAGGAGCAAUUAGUAAAAGCUGUCCGCAGUUCAGUAAGGCCAGUAAGGAAAUAGUUUCGAAUUUGUUACGAAAUCUGGUAACAGACAGAUCACAUAGAUCGAUUUUUGUUCAGCAGGGGGGCUUGGCUGUGCUUAUAUAUUUGCUCUUACCCCCGGAAAACGGCUCUACUGAUGGAUCUAAAGGCAUUGAACCAAAAGCUGCCAAUAUAACUACAAGUGGCCUCGCAAAGACUCUUAUAUCUGUUGAUCCUAAGGUAGCCUUUAGUAGUAAGUUGAGUCCGUCAGUGGUUGUCAAACCUCUUAUCACGCAACUUCAAUGUGAAGCAUCAGAAAUCCCUCUCUUAGAUAAAUUCGAAGCAUUACUUGCCUUAACAAAUAUUGCUUCUUUUGACGACUUUUGUCGUGACCAAAUUAUUCGUUUAGGAUGGAACAAGAUAGAAAACCUGGUAACAGGCUCUAAUGUAAUGGUGCAACGGGCGUCAAUUGAAUUAAUUUGUAAUCUGGCAAUGUCUCCUCUCUGUGCUGAGAAAUAUCUGGAUGGCUCGAAAUCUGCAAUAAGUAGAUUAGAGCUCCUUGUUGCAUUUUCAGAUAGUGACGAUGGUCCAACUUCAAUAGCUGCAGCCGGGGCAAUGGCGCUCUUAUCAGAAUGGGGCCAACCAGCUGUGGAAACAAUGGGUCACAACAGUAAAUGCGUUCAGCGUCUCGUUGCCCUUUUAGUUGUACCCGAUCCAGCCAUACGUGACAGGGCCAUUUCGGCAACGAGGAACUUACUAGUUGGAGCAAAACAAAACAAAGAUGAUGAAGUAAUCAACCUCUUUAAUAAUCAAAACUCCGUCGAGAAAAUCAAGAAUAUGGUCCAGUCAACUGGUGAUAGUGAUACGAUUACUUUGGCAUUAGAGAGUGUUAAAAUUCUCCUAAAUAAAUGA